Molecule: messenger RNA, 1563 nt
Organism: Carcharodon carcharias (great white shark)
Lineage: Eukaryota; Metazoa; Chordata; Chondrichthyes; Lamniformes; Lamnidae
Product: protein FAM181B
Exons: 1
Coding region: 252-1328 (358 amino acids)
Source: RefSeq, a predicted model, not a curated record
GGUCGGGGGGCGGGUAAAACGAUGCGAUGAUGUAUUACCCAGCUUAUUGGGAGCAAUCUUUAAGGACCUGAAUCCCCGGGCUGCUCUGGAGUUUGAGAGCUCGAUCGUUUAGCAGGAUUUGCCUCCGUUCUGCCCCUUUGGGCCAGCCUGAAGCCGCCGGGCACUUCCGAAGCGCCCUGGAGUUAUGUGCUGGUGAACUUUGUAGCCCCAGGGACCGGCCUCUGCUAACACUCGAGACCAGGGCACAGGAGAUGGCUGUGCAGGCUGCCAUCAUGAACCCUCACUUCAUCCAUUUCUGUUUCCCCGGCUCCUCGAUGGAGUACGAGAUGGAGAGUGCUUACAGCGGGGCUCUUUUGGCGGAGAGGGAGAGCUCCGGGGAGGUGAAGGAAGCGACCAGCGCCCUCCUCAACUUUAUCGACUCAGCUUCCAGCAACAUCAAGCUGGCUUUAGACAAGCCCGUUAAAUCCAAGAGGAAAGUCAACCACAGAAAGUACUUGCAGAAACAGAUCAAAAGGUGCACGGGGAUGAUCUCUGGGGGCAGCAGUAACUCGGCAUCUGGGCAAGAGGCGGUCGGUAAGAGACAGCUUUCUCCCCCAUCCGCCAGCAGCACCACCCCCACGGGCCACUUCCAAUGCAAGCCGCCGCCGAAGAAGGACGGGUCGCAGUCAAGCCUUCAGAGCAAGUCCCUGGCGGCUCUCUUUGACUCGGUCCGGGAUCUCCGCCGAUCAGCAGCCGGAGACCGAGCCCUGGCAGCGGCGGCGGUGGCCGGCAGCAGCAAGAAAGUCCCCCUGAGGAACCGCAACUUGCCGCCGUCCUUCUUCACCGAGCCGGCCAACGUGAAAAUCAACUCCACCUCCGGAAUGUCCCUCAAGGACCUGGAGAGGGGAAAUCCCGAGGCCGCCGAGUUUUUCGAGCUGCUCGGGCCAGAUUACAGCAACAUGAUCUCGGCACAGGAGCCCUUCCUGGGCUCGGCGCUGCGGAUCCAGCAGGAAGGAAACUGCGAGCUCGGAUCCUACGACUCGUAUCGCGGCCUGACCGCUCUCAGUGGGAGCUUCCCCCACUUCCCAGAUCCUUGGCUGCCAUGCAAUCCUCCUAAGAAGAGCCCCACGGCCGGCUGCAACCUCGCCAUCCCCGAAGCGGCUAGGACAGUGCCCGUUCAGACACCCUUAUACCCCAGCAACCCACCCCCAAACUCUUCAUCCCUGGAGGAGCCGCCGGUCAGUUUAGCAAGCUUCCCGCAGUUUUUCCCGGAAUGUUCACUCCCGCAGCUCCCUUACGAAUAUAACCCAGGAUAUAAUUGCAGCAGACAAAACUUCCCGGGUCUUUAACUCCCUUUUCGAACCAGUACUUACUGCACAAAGACUUUUGAACUCAGCUCGGUUGUAUUUGGCCAGUAUUACAGGUGAACUGUUCAGAUAGAGAGAUCGGUAAAAAGGCCCUUUAUGUACUUUGAACAUGAGUCGGUAAUGUGCAUUCACUCGAGAUAUACCUUACUUUAGAAUAAGGCACGGUGGGUUUAAUUCAUUAUAAACGAGAAUCAUGCUUCUCCUAUGUAUUCCAUUG